AUGAAAACGAAGACCCAGACCCACGGCUUGUUUGGAGUACUUCAGAGUGCAUUGAGAGACGUUCAGGUGGAAAUGCAGUGCCGUUACUGCAAGUUCUCCGCACAGCAUCAAGACAAUUUGGACAGUCACACCAGAGGCUUGCUGAAAAUGUACAGAGCCAAAGCAAAUCAGGGAAAAGGUCGAGAAAUGGAAGCACUUUUGGAGAAUCUGGAUUGUCAGACCACCAACUUGACAGCACAUAGAAGAUGUACUGUUCUCCGAGGUCUUCCAUUAUACAUGAGGGAGGAGCCUUCCAUUUCGAAAACCUUACUGGAUACAGAGGCAUUGGAGGACCACACGAAGAAUGUGAAGAUUGGAAUUUUUGAAGUGGUGAAGGGGAGUGCUGAGCCAUCGCGAUCACAUACAAGUGUGGUCAAUGUUGCAGUCGUCCUUGAAGAGGAGGUAGUAAUGGCUAACUUGCCUGACUACACUAAUGCCUUCAUUCUUCUCUUUGGUCUUUUGUAUGCACUGAACAUAGAAUAUACAAAAGACUUAAAAUACACUUUUGAAGUGGUCCAAAAAGUGUUCCUCCACCUUGGAAAUGAGUGCACAGCCAGAGUGCAGUCUCUCAAGAACAAGUUAUCGCACAUUUAAUCAAUACAUGCAUACGUGUUUUUUUGUUUGUUUGUUUUGUUUUUUAAUGGUGGUGAUGCGACACACAGCCGCAGUGCUUUUAUUUUAUGUUGUUCAUGUGCACCUCUGCUUGUUUUGCUACUCAUUUAAAGGGACACUAUGUAGGGUUUUCUUGAUUAUUCAUACUUUUUAAAGAAGUAAAUUUACAACUUCAAAAUGACUGUUCCACUCCAUUGAGGUGUAAUACACAUAAUAAUAUUCCUCUCAUGUCUGAUCUGGGCUCCACUGUGUUGAAACAAGGCUAUGUAAGUUGUGAGAGCCCCACCAAUGCUCACAUAGCCUUGUAUCAACACAGUGGAGCCCAGAUCAGCAUGAGAGUGAUUUUUUU
This is a messenger RNA of Astyanax mexicanus (Mexican tetra), 1000 nucleotides long. RefSeq lists its product as uncharacterized. The coding region runs from base 1 to 633 and encodes 210 amino acids. The transcript has 4 exons. The record is from RefSeq and is a predicted model, not a curated record. Lineage: Eukaryota; Metazoa; Chordata; Actinopteri; Characiformes; Acestrorhamphidae.